Messenger RNA from Suillus subaureus, 1000 nucleotides. RefSeq lists its product as uncharacterized. The record is from RefSeq and is a predicted model, not a curated record. The transcript has 5 exons. Bases 122 to 907 code for a protein of 261 amino acids. Lineage: Eukaryota; Fungi; Basidiomycota; Agaricomycetes; Boletales; Suillaceae.
AUCAUAUCCUCACUCCCAGUCCUUUCCUUUCCCUUCCUUCCCUUCACUCCCUUGUUGACUGCAGCAGCUUUGUCGGUUCGAUCUUUACUAGAAUUGAUUUUGUACGACCUACCCUGGUUCCAUGACGUCUCGUGUGCCUGCGAACCUUCUAUUCCAUACUGUUAUCAUCGGUAGCCAGGUUAUUAUCCUGGCAUUUGGGUAUGGAUUUCUUGGUGCAGUUCUCUAUUAUGGUUACCUCGCUCCACCCGAUCGAGUCGGCAAUUUAUGGAAGCAUUACCCCGAAGACUUGACAAUGGUAGUCGCACUGAUAGCCACUGCGCUUUCAGUGACUACCACUAUUCUUUUCACGAUUUCAAUGAAGAAGGCAUUGAAACAUCGGAUGUCGGAUCCCAUGUCUCUCGUUCAGAUAAGCGCCGGUAUCGCUUUGGUGAAGGGCUCAUUCAUAUUGAGACCUGAGUACUUGCGACUGACCACCCUUACGCUGUUUGUCUUUGGUGUGCUGAAACUCUUGACAGCAGGGUGGACGACUCUCCUGACGCCAAUUGACUUCCUAUGGCCAAUUCAGAUGCAAGGAUCCGAACUUGACAUUACUGGAACCGCAUUUGCAACCUUGCUCUCCAGAGAAUUUCAAAAGCAGGGUUUUGUUGACAUCCAGGACAAUGCUUUCGAGAUUCUUGAUAUUGGCGCAAUGCUAAGCGGAGGCUCUGCUGCAGGGUAUACCUAUGGUCUUCCUGGAACAUUUAAUUUCAAUGGCGCAAAAUAUAAUGCAUCGACUCAGGGGAUUGUGCCCAUCAUCGAGGGUUAUUCUGGCUCGGAUGGAGUUCCAGGUGCCAACGGAACCCGUCUCGGGUUUUCUGGUGGGAAAGUUGUAGUCAACACAGGACCAAUACUGGGAAAACAUACCUAGCGUGACUAUCCUCAAGGCUUCAGCAGGAAUUAUUCCAUGUGGCAGCAAGGGUUAACAGCCUAUGUCAGCUGCCAGCCCAUUGACGCGAGUCAA